This is a messenger RNA of Lotus japonicus, 1059 nucleotides long. RefSeq lists its product as uncharacterized. The transcript has 2 exons. Gene Ontology annotation, cellular component: endoplasmic reticulum; endoplasmic reticulum membrane. Bases 404 to 976 code for a protein of 190 amino acids. Gene Ontology annotation, biological process: intracellular protein transport; endoplasmic reticulum to Golgi vesicle-mediated transport. The record is from RefSeq and is a predicted model, not a curated record. NCBI's taxonomy places the organism in Eukaryota, Viridiplantae, Streptophyta, Magnoliopsida, Fabales, Fabaceae.
GUGUCAACUUUUAAAUCAGCACUAGAUUGGAAUUUUUAAAAUAUUAGCUGCAACUUGUCAAAACCGGCAUCUACCACAUUAGUACUUUUGUUUAUCUUAUGUAUCACAUAUACAAUAGACUAGUGUGAAGGUGCUUUUGCUUACGUAAAUUUGAAAAGGAAUCAGGUCAAAUGUCUUUGGAUAGUGAAACCAAGGUUAAAUAUUCUAGGAAAAACCCAAAAAGGUAGGUAUUGUAUUGAUCCAAAGCUUGCAAUCCAUAUUCAUUUGUUCUAUUCUUAUCAAUGUUGCCAUUGAUUCCUCUUGUUUAAAGUUAUUCUCUACCUCCUGGGGUCUUGGAAAGCAAAGCAUGACAUAAUUCCUUGCCUAACCUCUUGAGUUUACAAAGGCAGGUGCUACAAAACACAUGGUACAAAAAAACACAAUAAAAGUUUGUUUUUGGUCCUGGCUCUCAUUUUACCUUCAUCACAGAAUUCAAAUAUUCAAAAGUAUUUCAACAAAGAUGAUACAACUUUUAUUUCCACUUUUGGCGAUUGAAUUUGCCUUCAUCCUGUUACUAUCUUUUGCAAAUCCAUUGCGGAAAUUGGUGGUUAAGGGGCUAGACAUUUUGAAGCAGGGGAGGGGUCCCGUAGUCAUAAACACUGUGGCAGCAACUAUGUUUCUGGUCUUAGGCUCCACCAUAUAUUCUAUAAUCCAAAUCAAUAAGCGUACAAAGGAUGCUGGCAUGAUUAAUCCAACAGAGGAGGUUCUCAUGGCACAUCAUCUCUUGGAAGCAUCUCUCAUGGGAUUUUCUCUAUUUCUUGGAUUGGUGAUGGAUAGACAACACUACUAUAUUAGAGAGAUUACUUUACUGAGGAAGAGCUUGGAAAUAGCUAAGAAACAAACCCACAGCCGUGAGCCGCCAAAGAUAAGAGAGGAAGAGGAAACUGAGAAGAAAAAGGACAAGCAGGAGGAAACCAUGAACUGUCUUAAAGCUUGAAGAUGUGGCAUGUACUUGUAUGAAUGUGCAGUGCUAAUAAUUGAAUUGAAUAAAUGUAUAUAAUUGUCCAAAUUCUGUUUGUA